UGGAAGAGCGAAAGAUCCAAGAAGUGGCAAACUAAACACAUCCACCAUGCAGACAUUCACCAGACUCUCCCACCGCAUCCUCCCCCAAACUCACAAUCACAUCUCACACACACCCCUCAUCCUCAAACGCUUCAUCGGAAUCCCCCCGCAUUUCUCCUAGACGAUUACAUCCCCCGCUACAACCUAUUGAGCUCAGUCGAUUCCUCAAAGAAACGAUCCCUGGCAUACGCCCAUCUACGCGAAUGCAAUCUAUGCCCCCGCAAAUGCGGGGUAAACCGAUACGAAAAGACGGGGAUAUGUCUAAUCGGCGCGCAGACAGCUAAAGUCAAUGUGAUCGCACCGCAUCGUGGGGAAGAGCCCUGUAUUCAGGGGUAUCACGGUAGUGGAUCGGUGUUUUUUUCGGGGUGUAAUCUUCGGUGUGUGUUUUGUCAGAAUCAUGACAUCGCUCACCAACGAAAUGGAUUCGACCUCACACCCGAAGAACUAGCCGAAUGGUACAUCAAGCUCCAACAAGAAGGCAACGUCCAUAACAUCAACCUGGUAACACCCGAACACGUUGUCCCCCAAGUCGUCCUCUCCAUCUUGGCUGCAAGGGACAUGGGUCUACGCAUUCCAAUAAUCUACAACACAUCAUCCUACGACUCUCUCGAUUCCCUAAAACUUCUCGACGGGCUUGUGGACAUAUACCUCCCCGACUUCAAAGUCUGGAAGGAAAGUACAUCAAAACGACUCCUCAAAGCAGACGAUUACACCGCUACCGCGAUGGAAAGUAUCAAAGAGAUGCAUCGGCAAGUCGGGGAUUUAUCAUUUACUUCAGAUGGGAUUGCGAAGAAGGGCGUUCUACUGCGUCAUCUGGUUAUGCCGGGGAAGCAGGAUGAGGGACGGGAGAUUAUGCGUUGGCUUGCCGAGAAUGUUUCGAGGGAUUUGUAUGUGCAUAUUAUGGAGCAGUAUCAUCCUGAUGCGCAUGUUGGGAAGAAGAGGCGGGUUACGAGGAAGGUGAGGAUGGGAGAGGGAGAGGGAGAUGGGGGGAAGAGUGGACAGGAAGAGGUGAAGUAUGCGGAGAUUAAUCGGGCUGUAAGCGAUGAGGAACUCGGUUCUGUUAGGGAUGCGGCGGUUAAGGCUGGACUUUGGCGGUUUUGUGAGGUUAAUGAGCAGAAUAGUGCUUUUCAUCUUUAA
This is a messenger RNA of Penicillium subrubescens, 1176 nucleotides long. RefSeq names its product putative pyruvate formate lyase activating enzyme. The transcript has 2 exons. NCBI's taxonomy places the organism in Eukaryota, Fungi, Ascomycota, Eurotiomycetes, Eurotiales, Aspergillaceae. The annotation marks the transcript as partial. The record is from RefSeq and is a predicted model, not a curated record. Gene Ontology annotation, molecular function: catalytic activity; iron-sulfur cluster binding.